UCUCUCUCUUAUUUUUGCAGUAUAUUGGACUUGUAUGCAGAUAGUAGUAGUGAGAGCUACUAGUACACCGGCGACCGGCGACCGGCGACGACAACGGCGACGGCAAGAGAUGAAUCUACUUCGUUUUCUCUCCUUCCUAUUCUUAUCCGGUUUGAUACUGGUAUCUGCUUCAGAAGAUGAACUCCGAUCACUUCUCGAGUUCAAGAAAGGGAUCCAACAAGAUCCUCUUCAGAAGGUAUUAAAUUCAUGGAUUCCUUCAUCUGUAGUUCCUUACUCAUGUCCUCAAUCCUUCUACGGUGUUAGUUGCGACGAGAAUGGAAAUGUCUCAUCUAUUUUGCUCGAUAAUCUCGGUUUGGUUGGGGAUUUGAAGUUUAACACCUUGAACGGCCUUACAAUGCUUAAGAAUCUCAGUCUCUCAGGAAAUUAUUUUACCGGACGUCUUGUUUCGGAAUUCGGCUUUAUGACUUCGUUACAGUAUUUGGAUCUGUCAGGAAAUAUGUUUUACGGUACUUUUCCUCCUCGGAUGUAUAAUCUAUGGGGACUGACUUACCUGAAUCUGUCUUCGAAUAAUUUCAGCGGCGUGUUUCCUAGUGGAAUCGAGAGUUUACAGCAAUUGAAGGUGUUAGACGUGCAUUCGAAUGAUUUUUCUGGAUAUAUUCAGGUUUUAUUCUCUGAGCUUCGUAAUGUGGAGAUUGUUGAUUUGAGUAACAACAGGUUUAACGGAUCUCUUUCCAUGGAAUCCUAUAGCAUUUCUGGCUUAGCAAAUACAGCACGUUAUUUGAAUCUGGGACAGAAUAUGUUGGGAGGUGAAUUCUUCAGCAGUGAAUCGAUUUCAUUGUUCAGAAAUUUGCAGGUAUUGGACUUGUCUGAUAAUCAGUUAACGGGAGAGCUCCCUUCAUUCGAUUCAUUGCCUAGUCUUCGCAUUUUGCGUCUAGGAGAUAAUCAAUUAUCUGGGACAAUACCUGAAGAGUUGUUUGAGAACUUACUUCCUUUGGAAGAACUGGAUCUAAGCAGCAAUUUGUUUUCAGGUAAUGUUGGUGUAAUUAACUCAACAACACUGAAGACCUUGAAUCUUUCAUCAAAUGCUCUCUCUGGUUCACUUCCUUCUUCAGUGGGUCAAUCUGUAAUUAUGGAUCUAAGUCAAAAUGCUUUCUCAGGUGAUCUAUCUGUAAUGCAAAUGUGGGAUUCUUCUUCUUUAGAACUUCUUGAUCUGAGUUCAAACAAUAUCUCAGGAACCAUUCCAAGUUCAUCAUCCAAAUUCCAAAACUUAAUCACUCUCAUUAUUAGAAACAACUCACUGGUAGGAAACUUACCCCCUCAUAAUUCUCCGAGGCUGUCGCAACUCGAUCUGAGUAUGAACAAACUCGGGGGAUCAAUUCCACCAUCCCUUUUCACUUCAAUAACCCUUUCAUAUCUGAAUCUCUCGGGGAAUCGCUUUACGGGUUCUAUUCCCUUUCAAGUAUGGAAUUCUCACGAGCUUCUUCUUUUACCAAAUGACCCACCAUUGGAGUUCCUGGAUCUAUCUUAUAACUCCUUAACUGGCGAAUUGCCUUCCGAUAUUAGUUAUAACUUGGGCAGGCUUAAGUUCAUGAAUCUCGCUGUCAACAAUUUGUUAGGAAAAAUCCCGGGUGAAUUGAGUAAGCUUGGAGGAUUAGAGUAUCUUGAUUUAUCGAGAAACAAUUUCAUUGGUCCAAUCCCAACUAACCUCCCAUCGAGUCUGGCGGUUCUUAAUUUGUCUUACAAUAAUCUCUCGGGAUUUGUAUCUGAGGAUUACUUAAGGAAGUUCCCGAUUGGUUCGUUUCGCCCUGGCAAUGUUCUUUUGAUCUUCCCGAGCAAAAAUGAUACUCCGGUUGGAGUUCCACGCGGGGGAAGCAUAAACAAUCGCAGUUGGAGAUCGAGAUUACAUGUAAUCAUUAUCGUUUCAACGAUCCUAGCAACCAUUAUGAUUGCCUUCAUUUUGCUUGCUAUCUAUAGAGUCAGAAAAUGUAGCCAACCAUAUGGAGGAAAUGCAAUAAUUGGAAGAUUUUCCGGGUCAUCUCUUUCCAAGUUGCAAGAAGUUAACGAACCAACCGCCACCCCAACUUCAUUAAGUUUCUCGCAAGAUCGUUUACUAAUUUCGAAUCCAACGCCAUUAUCCGAUCAUUGGGAGGCUAGCACAUCUGCCACAAUUGUUUCUUCACCGGAUCGUUUGGUCGGAGAAUUGGUCUUAUUAGAUGAUUCGUUAGCUUUGACAAACGAGGACUUGUCUGGUGCUAUGGCGGAAGUUUUGGGUAAAAGCAGUUAUGGGACUCUAUACAAAGCCAAUAUGGGCAAUGGGAAUGUGCUGACGGUUAAGUGGUUGCGAGUGGGAAUGGUGAAACACGGGAAGGAGUUUGCGCGGGAAGUUAAGAAGAUCGGGUCGAUUGUUCAUCCUAGUAUUGUUCCUAUAAGAGCAUAUUAUUUGGGAAAAAGAGAAGAAAGGCUUAUUCUAUGUGAUUACAUCCAUGGAGAUAAUUUGGCUCUACAUCUACAUGAGACCACGGUGCCCGGGAAGUAUAUUUCCCAACUAUCCCUACGUCAACGAUUGAAAAUUGCGGUUGAUAUUGCAAGAUGUCUCACUUACCUUCACGAUAGAGGCCUCCCACACGGAAACCUCAAGCCCACAAAUAUCAUACUAAAACGAUCUACCAACUAUAAUAAUAAUCUAGAAGUUCGCCUAGCUGAUUAUGGACUUCAUCGUUUUCUCACCCUAACCGGCAUUUCAACACAAAUACUAAACCUCGGAGCGCUCGGUUAUCUUGCUCCUGAACUUGCUAAACCAACUUCCAAACGUGUCAUGACAUUGAAAUCGGAUGUGUACUCAUUUGGAGUGAUUCUAAUGGAAUUGUUAACUAGAAGAAGUGCUGGUGAUAUCAUAUCGGGUCAGUUGGGUUCGGUUGAUCUAACCGAUUGGGUUCAAGUUUGCUAUGGACAAGGUCGGGGAAGGGAUUGUGUUGAUCGAGAUAUUAUCGUAAGUGGAGAAGAAGAAGGAUUGGACGAAUUGCUCGCGAUUGCGGUUAAGUGUGUUUCGCAUUUCGACGAAAGACCUAAUAUGGGAGAUAUCUUUAAUGAUGUCUCUUCCAUUUCUAUUUGAUUUCAUGAUUUAUUUUGUGAAAAUUGUGUAUAGAUUUUGGUAAUCAGCACAUUUUUUAUUUUUAUUUUUAGUACAUUGAUGUUAAUGGUAGCCAAUAGUAGAGUUAAAGGUGAAGAAUUAUAUCAUAUAUAAUUUACUUAGCUUGAUUUGAAUUUGAAAUAUUUUGGAUUUAUAAGUCAAUAAGUACUUUGGUUUAGUC
Molecule: messenger RNA, 3311 nt
Organism: Impatiens glandulifera
Lineage: Eukaryota; Viridiplantae; Streptophyta; Magnoliopsida; Ericales; Balsaminaceae
Product: probable inactive receptor kinase At5g10020
Exons: 4
Coding region: 35-3112 (1025 amino acids)
Biological process (GO): protein phosphorylation
Molecular function (GO): protein binding; ATP binding; protein kinase activity
Source: RefSeq, a predicted model, not a curated record